AUGGCGCCCAUCCACAAGACACCCAGCGAAGAAGAAAUCGCAAAAACCCUCGGCAACCUCAAGCUCUCGCCCUCACAUCCCGAGAAGCCCCUCAAGAAACCCAAAUCCAAGCCGGUAGCCGACAGUUGGGACGACGACGACGCCCUCAGCUCCUCCGACACCGAGACCGAAACCAGCAAUUCCACCACAAAAAAGGGCAAGGCAUCCCAACAAGACCCGCAAGACGGCAAAUCCUCACCCCAAGACGCCCUAAAACCCCUCUCAACAACCUCCUCCCACACCGACGACACCGACGUGCCCCCGAACCCCCCACCUCCCACCCCCGCCUCACCCACGCAAUUCGAGUACCCUCACGGCGACAAUGUAGGGUACAGCAUUGGUAAUGACGGACCGCGGAGUAGGAGUAGCCCUGCGAGUCUGGAUAAGCGACCUGAGAAGACGACGGCGGUGGCCGGGAGGAUGAUUGCGGGGGCGUUGGGGGUGCGGGCGCCGAGGCGGACGGAGGAGGAAAGAGAGUAUGAUCGCGUUAUGAGGGAGAAGGAGAGAAAGAGGCGGGCGGAGGAGAAGGAGAGGGAGAAGAGGGAGGCGGAGGCGAGGGAGGCGAGGAAGAAGGCUGUUUGGGAUGAUUAG
This is a messenger RNA of Bipolaris victoriae FI3, 630 nucleotides long. RefSeq lists its product as hypothetical. The coding region runs from base 1 to 630 and encodes 209 amino acids. NCBI's taxonomy places the organism in Eukaryota, Fungi, Ascomycota, Dothideomycetes, Pleosporales, Pleosporaceae. The record is from RefSeq and is a predicted model, not a curated record. The transcript has 2 exons.